This is a messenger RNA of Komagataella phaffii GS115, 573 nucleotides long. Its product is annotated as N-myristoylated calcium-binding protein that may have a role in intracellular signaling. Gene Ontology annotation, molecular function: calcium ion binding. Gene Ontology annotation, cellular component: cytosol; membrane; intracellular membrane-bounded organelle. The record is from RefSeq and is a predicted model, not a curated record. The transcript has a single exon. NCBI's taxonomy places the organism in Eukaryota, Fungi, Ascomycota, Pichiomycetes, Pichiales, Pichiaceae. The coding region runs from base 1 to 573 and encodes 190 amino acids.
AUGGGUAAAGUAGCAUCCAAACUGUCCAGUGAUGAUAUACACGAGCUGAGACAGACUACCAAGUUUGAUAGACGAGAGCUUCAGCAGUGGUACAAGGGUUUUUUGAGAGAUUGUCCCUCGGGCACAAUGACUAAAGACGAUUUCAUCAAGAUCUACAAGCAAUUCUUCCCCUUUGGAGAUCCCACAGAGUUCAGUGCUUACACGUUCAAGGUAUUGGACACAGACAAUUCUGGAGAGAUUGAUUUCAAAGAGUUUAUAACUGCGCUCUCUGUCACCUCGAGGGGGUCUAUGGAAGAGAAGCUAUUGUGGUCAUUCAAACUGUAUGAUCUCAACAACGAUGGAUUUAUAGACCACGAUGAAAUGUUAGCAAUCGUAACUUCGAUCUAUCAGAUGAUCGGCUCAAUGGUCGAGUUGUCAGAAGACGAAAAAACACCAGAACUAAGGGUAGAGAAGAUCUUCAAUUUGAUGGAUAAGAAUGAAGAUGGAAAAAUCUCGCUGCAAGAAUUCCAGGAACGCUGCAAGUUAGACCCUUCCAUUAUAAACGCUUUAACGCUCUACGACGGGCUAGUGUGA